Molecule: messenger RNA, 1144 nt
Organism: Larimichthys crocea (large yellow croaker)
Lineage: Eukaryota; Metazoa; Chordata; Actinopteri; Sciaenidae
Gene: c15h3orf80
Product: chromosome 15 C3orf80 homolog
Exons: 1
Coding region: 114-776 (220 amino acids)
Source: RefSeq, a predicted model, not a curated record
ACAGCUGGAGGGAGAGAGAGAGAGAGAGGCAGACCUGUAACACCUGAACGGACUUUAAACGUUAUUGGGAGACGUAACGCGCGCGUUACUUUUCCGUCCCGGGAGAUCCAGAAAUGAUGCCCCGUCUGUCGGGCGGCGGCAGGACAACGUGCGGGACCACUGGCACCUUUUUGUCGGCAUGUCUCGUCUCCGUUUGUCAAGCCCUCCGGAGCUGCGGGGAGGUUCAGUGCGGCGACGGCCAGCAGUGCUGUCCGCCCAUCGUCAACGAGAACGGCAGUGCCAGCUCGGCGGUGCGCUGCUGCAAGCUCCCCAUCCACAUUUUCUUCGACAACGUAGGCUGGUUUACGCGGAAGCUGUCGGGCAUCCUGAUCCUGUUGCUGCUCUUUGCCAUGGGCUACUUCAUCCAGCGAAUCAUCUGCCCGCGGCCCCGCCGGCACCCGCACAAUGACCGCAGCGAGGAGCCCUCCCUCUUCCACCACGGACACGCAUCUGCGUCCCAGGAUUCCCUGCUGGACCGGUACCCCGAAUACAGCCUGGGGGACUUCGCCUCUCCCAACCUGCCAGCCUACGACGAGGUGAAAUACUUGCCCACGUAUGAGGAGAGCAUGCAGGAGAUGCACAGAGACCGGUCCGAUGAUAACUUGCUGUCGGAAAACGAGAGGGGCGGUCAGGGCAGGGUGAGAGCUGCGGGACCGAGAGCUGGAGAGCAGAGACGGGAUGUCCUGGAGGCGUCAGGACCGCAACACAGCCCAAGGACAUCUCGGAACUCUGUGUGAGAUUGGGAGCAAAGCAACAGAGACAAUACAGCAUUCUUAUUUGAAUAUAAUCAGGGUAAUCAUCUUGCAGAGAUAUAAACUCAAGUGCAAUUAUAAUCCUGAAUGUUAAGAAUAAAGGAGGAGCUGAGAAAAUGUACGUGUUUUGUAAGAUUAUAGGGGAUUACUCGCCUUUUGUAUAUGCAAAUGACCGCUUGGGUUAAGCAAUGGAGAUUAUAAAGUAAGCGAAGGCGGCUGGAAUUGACGCUCUUUGUGAUGGGGACAGCUUAUUUGGCUCCGGUACAAUCGCAUUAAGUUUUACUUCAGCACCUCAAUCCUAAAUGGCACUGUGAAACCUUUUUUUUCUUCUGUCAAAUUCUCAUCCUUUCUCA